GCAGGGCAGGAGUCCUUCCGUUCCAUUACAAGGUCAUACUACAGAGGGGCAGCAGGGGCUUUAUUAGUGUAUGACAUUACAAGGAGGGACACUUUCAACCACUUGACAACUUGGUUAGAAGAUGCUCGUCAGCAUUCCAAUUCCAACAUGGUUAUAAUGCUUAUUGGAAAUAAAAGUGAUUUGGAAUCUAGACGAGAAGUCAAGAAAGAGGAAGGUGAAGCAUUUGCACGAGAGCAUGGGCUUAUCUUUAUGGAGACAUCUGCCAAAACUGCUUCCAAUGUAGAGGAGGUAACUUUGCUUAAUACUG
This is a messenger RNA of Fulmarus glacialis (Northern fulmar), 307 nucleotides long. Its product is annotated as ras-related protein Rab-2A. The annotation marks the transcript as partial. Gene Ontology annotation, molecular function: GTP binding; GTPase activity. The transcript is spliced from 3 exons. The record is from RefSeq and is a predicted model, not a curated record. NCBI's taxonomy places the organism in Eukaryota, Metazoa, Chordata, Aves, Procellariiformes, Procellariidae. Gene Ontology annotation, cellular component: Golgi apparatus.